Jaculus jaculus (lesser Egyptian jerboa) is the source of this 994-nucleotide messenger RNA. RefSeq names its product THAP domain containing 1 (gene Thap1). Gene Ontology annotation, molecular function: sequence-specific DNA binding. The record is from RefSeq and is a predicted model, not a curated record. The transcript is spliced from 3 exons. The coding region runs from base 249 to 887 and encodes 212 amino acids. Lineage: Eukaryota; Metazoa; Chordata; Mammalia; Rodentia; Dipodidae.
UCGCGAGAGGUGCGCUUGAAGCUGCUUCCGCCAUCUUGAAGAUGGGAGGCGGGCGAGAGCUGUGGUCUUUCCGCUAAUGCAAACCAGAAAACGGACCCAGUAGUGCCCCAGAGCGGGGGACCACCAGCACUGUCACCGCCAGCCAAAGCUACAGAAACAACGCGGAGUCCAGGGCCGAGCGUGGCGGCAAGGCGAGUCCCCUCCCCUGCCUCCUGGGCGGCUGGCGCCGAGGGCUGAGGUCCGGAAGGAUGGUGCAGUCUUGCUCCGCCUACGGCUGCAAGAACCGAUACGAUAAAGAUAAGCCUGUCUCUUUCCACAAGUUUCCUCUGACUCGACCCAGUCUUUGUAAGCAAUGGGAGGCAGCUGUCAGAAGAAAAAACUUUAAGCCCACAAAAUACAGCAGUAUUUGUUCAGAGCACUUUACUCCAGACUCCUUUAAGAGGGAGUGCAACAACAAGCUACUGAAAGAGAAUGCUGUCCCCACAAUCUUUCUCUGUACUGAGCCACAUGACAAGAAGGAAGAUCCUCUGGAGCCAGAAGAGCAGCUUCCCCAGCCUCCCUCAUCUCCUGCUUCCCAGGUUGAUGCGGCCAUUGGGUUACUAAUGCCUCCUCUUCAGACCCCUGAUAACCUGUCAGUCUUCUGUGACCACAACUACACUGUGGAGGACACCAUGCACCAGAGGAAAAGGAUUCAUCAGCUAGAACAGCAAGUGGAAAAGCUUAGGAAGAAGCUCAAAACUGCCCAGCAGAGGUGCAGAAGACAAGAGAGACAGCUGGAGAAACUGAAGGAAGUUGUACACUACCAGAAAGAGAAAGAUGAUGCAUCAGCAAGGGGUUAUGUGAUUCUGCCACAUGACUUCUUCGAGAUUGUUGAAGUACCAGCAUAAAAAAUGUAUUGGUUUUUAGGGGGACAAGACCACAUACCCUGUUUUAGCCUAAACGGGAGUUUUAUUUGAAAAAAAAAAAAAAAAGCCACUUGAUUACUUGUAUAAAA